AUGAAGGGAGCAGUACUCGUUUUAUUUUUCGCUAUUGCGAUCGCCACCUGUUGGGCAACAGUCGAUCUACAACAACCCAAAUUUGGAUUCGGAGGAUUCGGUGGACUCGGAUGCACUUGCCCCAAUUUAUUAACCGGCGUUGCUAACUUGAUAACUCAACUGCAAACAGCCUUGGCUCCUUUGUUGACCUCCCUCGGAGGUCUAGGAAGCGCUAUUAAUCAACUUUUGGAGUUCCUCAAGACUUUAGUUAAUAAUAUAGGUGGCGCUUUGUCCAACGGCGGUCUCUUGGGCGGUGUUAAUAAUCUGGUUACUGGUCUUCUGCAAGGUAUUGUCAAGACAUAA
This is a messenger RNA of Phyllotreta striolata, 342 nucleotides long. The record is from the annotation of a GenBank genome assembly. Lineage: Eukaryota; Metazoa; Arthropoda; Insecta; Coleoptera; Chrysomelidae.